AACGGGCGAGCGGAAGUCCGCCGGUCGUGUCGUGGUUGGUGGUGGCGGAGCUGGAGGCAGGUUCGAGGGAGUCGCGUCGCGUCGUGUGGUUCCGCUCUGACGGUUGAGGACAUUAUUCCACAAACAUUCUUCAAACUCGGCCCAAACUGUGACCCAGCAAGUCGUGCACCAAUGCGGGGCGAGGAGUCGUCGGACUCGGAGUCGGGCAGGAUGGAGGAGAGCUCCGUGCGGAGGAGUCUGGAGACGCUGUGUCAGGAGCUGAACAUGGACGAGCAGACCGCCGCCGCCGCCAUGGACAACUUCACUGCCAUAUGGAACACAUACACCCUGGAGGGAGACGUGGUCCACUGGCUGGCCUGCUCGCUGUAUGCCGCCUGCAGGAAGGGGUCUGUUCCCACGGUGGGUAAAGGGCUGAUGGAGGGAAACUGUGUCUCCCUCACCAGGAUCCUUCGCUCGUCCAAACUCAGUCUCAUCCAGUUCUUCUCCAAGAUGAGGAAGUGGUCCGACAUGUCCAACCUGUCGCAGCACUUCCGGCUGCGCAUGGAGCAGCUGGAGCGCAACUUCGAGGUCUCCACGGUGAUCUUCCGCAAGUUCGAGCCCAUCUUCAUGGACAUGUUUCAGGACCCGCAGGGCGCCGAGCCCCCACGCCAGCCGCGCAGCAGGAAACACAGGCGGCUGCCGUGCCACAUCGGCGAUGUGUUCAAGUUCUGCUGGACGUUGUUCGUCUACACCAAAGGUAACUUCCGUAUGAUCGGUGAUGACCUGGUGAACUCGUACCACCUUCUGCUCUGCUGUCUGGACCUGGUGUUUGGAAAUGCUCUGCUCUGCUCAAACAGGAAGGAGCUGAUCAACCCCACAUUCAGAGGUCUGCCUGCUCUGUACCGCGCCGACGGCCACGUGUCUGCGGACGAGCCUCCUCCGUGCGUGUUGGAGCGUCUGUGUGAGCUGCACGACGGACUGGUGGUGGAGGCGAAGGGCAUCAAACAGCACUACUUCAAACCCUACAUCCAGAAACUGUUCCAGAAACAGAUCCUCAGAGGCAGCGAAGAACUUCUCACAGAAAUGUUGGAUCCUCAGAACUUCAUCGAUAACAACAAAGCCAUAAACCGGGAGUACGAGGAGUAUGUGUUGACGGUCGGCGAUUUUGACGAACGGGUGUUUCUGGGAGCCGACGCCGACGAGGAGAUUGGAACCCCGAGGAAGACGGUUCCGGAACCGUCCGCCGGCCUCGCGACCACUCGGCACCAGCUGCAGCAGCACGUCGAAAAGUCCGGCUCCCUCGCCCCCUCCACCCCUCUGACCGGACGCGUCUACCUGAAGGAGAAGGACCUGCUGGUCACGCCCGUCUCCUCGGCGACGCAGACCGUCAGCCGGCUGCAAAGCAUGGUGGCCGGGUCGAGGGCGGCGCCCAGCGACCACCUGACGCAAAUAUUCAAGUCGUGCUCCAGAGAUCCCACAGAGUCGAUACUGGCCCGAGUGAAGACGCUGGGACAAACCUUCAAACACCAUUACACCAACGACUCCGAGGACACGCCCGGAUCUCACAUAGACUUUGCGGAGAACCGCCUGAAGCUCGCCGAGAUCCUGUACUACAAAAUCCUGGAGAACGUCAUGGCUCAGGAGACCAAGCGGCUGCAGGGCAAAGACAUGAGUGUGUUGUUGGAGCAGGACAUCUUCCACUGCUCCCUGAUGGCCUGUUGUCUGGAGGUGGUGUUGUUCGCCUACAGCUCCCAGAGAACCUUCCCCUGGAUCAUCAGCGUCGUCAAACUGCCUCCAUUCUACUUCUUCAAGGUGAUCGAGGUGUUCAUCCGCUCGGAGGAAGGUUUGUCCAGAGACAUGGUAAAGCACCUGAACUCCAUCGAGGAGCAGGUUCUGGAGAGCAGAGCGUGGACCAGGGACUCGGCCCUGUGGAGCGCCCUGAAGGCUGCUGGGAGCAAAGUGCCCACGGUGGAAGAGGUGAAUUUUUCCUCCAGCCUCGACACAGGCUCAGUUCCCGGUUCCGGUUCUGCUCCUGGCUCCGCCAGCGGAGCUCAGUCCCACCUGCCGCUGGUCGCCCUCUCUCCCAUCAUCCACCCGCGCAUCCGGGAGUUCAGAUCAGGUCUGGGUAGCGCCCGCAAAGACGUGCCUCCCUCUCCACUGUCGGUGCACGACCGGUACAGCUCUCCGGCCGCCGGCAGCGCCAAGCGCCGUCUGUUCGGCGACGACCCUCCGCUCGCGACGUCGACGCUGAUCCCCAGCGUGAGUCAGCUGUCGUCUCCGGCCAAGAGGUUGACCUUUGGCUCAACGGGCACCCUGAAGAUCGGAGGCCAGACCACGAUCCUCAGCAUCCCGCUGCAGGGUCUGAAUAACGAGCGCACCAUCACGCUGAUCCCGGUUCAGCCGUGCGACUCCUCCGGCGCGGUCACCGCUCAGUUCCUGCUCACCGCCUCCCCGAGCCGAGUCGCCGCCCCCGCCCAAGCUCCCGCCCCCGCGCCCUCUGACCCCCAGGCGGUGCACGGGCGGCCGCGACGCACCGGCUCGCUCGCUCUGUUCUUCAGGAAGGCGUAUCACCUCGCCAGCGUGCGUCUGAGGGAUCUGUGCGUGAAGCUGGACGUGUCGUCCGACCUGCGCGGGAAAAUCUGGACGUGUUUCGAACACGCCCUGGUCCACUGCACCGACCUGAUGAAGGACCGGCACCUGGACCAGCUGCUGCUCUGCAGCAUCUACAUCAUAUCCAAAAUCACCAAGGAGACGCACACGUUCCAGGACAUCAUGAAGUGUUACCGCAGCCAACCACAGGCCAGCAGCCACGUGUACCGCAGUGUGCUGCUGCGUCACGGAGACGCCAGAGAGCCGGUGGCCGACGAGAACAUGGAGGUGGAUCCCGUCUCCGGGGGCGAAUCUGCCGAGAAAACCAAUCAGGUCUCCGGGGAAGCGGACUCCAACCAACCAGGCGACGAGGAGCGUGGUGACCUCAUCCAGUUUUACAACGCCGUCUUCGUCCUGAAGAUGAAGAGCUUCGCUCUGCGUUACGCCACCCAUGAUAACCGGGCGGACGCUCCUCCUCUCUCCCCGUUCCCGACGGUCCGGGCUCAGCCUCUGUCUCCACGCCGAGUCUCUCAGAGACACUCGCUGUACGUGUCGCCGCACAAGAACUCGGCGGGAUGCCUCACGCCCAACUCCUACACCUACAGGAUCAACAGCAGCCCGUCCAAGGAGUUGUCCGACAUCAACCGGAUGAUCCGUCUGGGCUGCGUGAGCAGGAAGCGGGCCUUCACCAUGGAGGGCGACGUGAUGAUGUCAUCGGCGGCGGUGGCGUGCGACUCCCCCAGCAAGAAGGCGUGUCCGGAGAACAGCAGCAGCAGCAGCCCAGACGUGCUGCUGAAGCGGCUGCAGGACGUCGUGUCCGAGCGCCAGAGUCGCUGAAGCAUGUUCAGCUUUGACCUCCGACCUCGGGGUCACAACAGAGUCUGUGCAGUGAAGCGUUCCCAAUCGUUCAAAACAGAUUAUAAUUUCUACUUUUAGUGUCGUCACAACCCACAAACAUUUGACUCUGAUACCAGUAAUAAUAAUAAUAAUAAUAUCCAAAAUAUGAUAUUUGAGCUCCAUCAGGACAAAUUGACAUUCGAGCGAAGAACAGGAACUGAGACCUGAUCAUGUCGUCGACGGUGAAACUAAAGAUGAACUCUUUCUCUCUGGUCCGUCACAACCCAACGUCAUUUCAACACAACUACAUCUCCUGUAGGGCCACAUUGAGGAAAAAGGAAAAAGUGACACUUCGAGAAUAGUUGUGAUUUUAUGAGAAUAAAUACGUGAUUUUACUAGAAUUUUUUUUAUUUAAUUUAAUUUUAUAUUAGGGAAAAAUAAACCAGCGACCCAGGAAACGGGCGUGAGCCCUGACGACAGCUUCCUCUGGUGUGGUGUCACACUGACAACAACGGAACGGUAAAGUCACGUUAUCAUAUGUUCAACGUUUAUUAAAAGUUUCUGCUCGUUGACCUCGACUGAAGUUAUAGAUUCACAAAGUUCUCCAACAUUUUGACUUUAAUCUCAUAAUAUUACGACUUUGAUCUCGAAAUAUUUCUAUUUCAUUCUUGUAUUUUUACGACUUUAUUCUUGCUAUUUUAUAGUUGUUUCUUUUCUUGUAAUAUUGCGACUUUAAUCUCAAAAAUUUCUCACACAAAUAAAAAAAUCCAAUAUUGAACGUGGAUAUUUUCACAGAUUCAAACACACGGAGAAAAAAAUGUACCCCUCACUUGACCGUAAAACUUUUAAGAUGUUUUCCCAUCUCAGAACAGAACAGAAACAAACAACUGUAUUUCAAUUUUAUUCACAGAUUUGAACUUUUGAACUUGUGUAAAUAGUUUCCUUUGACCUUUGACCGGACAAUUCGAGCUUCACAUCGUCUCGUCUUCAUUACGUCAUCUGCCUCCGCCGUUCACAGAGGGAAAGGUUUCAUUCUUUUACUAAUCACGCUUAUUGUUUCCUUUAAUCUUUUUUUUCGUGGUUAUGAACCACCAGCUGUUGUUUUAUUACUGUGUCACAAUAGAUUUCGACGCUAAUGAAAAUAAGGAGCGCUCGACCGAAGCAGCUCUUUUUUUUGUGCCUGUGUGUGUGUGUGUGUGUGUGUGUGUGUGUGUGUGUGUGUGUGUGUGUGUGUGUGUGUGUGUGUGUGUGUGUGUGUGUGUGUGUGUGUGUGUGUGUGUGUGUGUGUGUGUGUGUGUGUGUGUGUGUGUGUGUGUGUGUGUGUGUGUGUGUGUGUGUGUAGUAUCUACACUUAAAUUAAAUUUCACAUUUUAUUGAAUCUGCAACUUUUAACUUUUAACACCUGUUGUGUUCAUACCUGAGUUGAAAAAAAAGAAAGGAAUAAACAGCUUGUCGUAAAAAAAAAA
Messenger RNA from Scophthalmus maximus (turbot), 4871 nucleotides. It is a transcript of the gene rbl1, whose product is annotated as retinoblastoma-like 1 (p107). Bases 172 to 3405 code for a protein of 1077 amino acids. Gene Ontology annotation, molecular function: RNA polymerase II transcription regulatory region sequence-specific DNA binding. Gene Ontology annotation, cellular component: chromatin; nucleus; transcription regulator complex. Lineage: Eukaryota; Metazoa; Chordata; Actinopteri; Pleuronectiformes; Scophthalmidae. The transcript is spliced from 21 exons. The record is from RefSeq and is a predicted model, not a curated record. Gene Ontology annotation, biological process: cell differentiation; regulation of transcription by RNA polymerase II; negative regulation of G1/S transition of mitotic cell cycle.